AUGCUGAAUUCGCUAUCUCCUGUGAUCAUCGCUGGUUCCAUGGUCCCCGACAUACCAUCAUUUGAGUGGGAUAGUUGGGCCCAGGAAACACUUCUUCUGCAAAGUCUGCGGUCUGAGUUGGCAGCCUUGCGCCCACAUAAGACUAUGAGCAGCAGUAGCAAAGGAGAUGGGUCGGGGAAAAAACGAGAGCCCCGCCCUGCGAACAGGAAGGUUUCUUCUCUAUCUUCGGAGCAGCUGGAGCGAAAACGCGCCAAUGACAGAGAGGCACAACGACUUAUUCGCCAACGAACGAAAGACAAUAUUGAGCAGCUCGAGAGUCAAGUCGCCAAGCUGCAAAAUCAAGUGAACGAGAUGCAGCCACGAUGCGAUCAAUUUGACGAAAUGCUGAGGCAUAACGCAGCUCUAGAAAGUGAAGUGCGUGACUUAAGGCAACAAAUGGCUACCCUGACGCAGCGAGCUAGCUUCCCAGAUCGUGAUGCGAGGAUUAGUGCCUAUGUUGAUGGUUGGCCUAUGGAGGAAAUAUCACAGAAUACAACAUCCGGUAUCUCCUUGGUGCCCUCUGCACAAUUCUCUGGGUCAUCUCAUCAGACAUCGAAUAUGCCUCGGGCGGCCCCUCCUGCUCCGGCAUUAGCAUCAAAUCGCUCCUUUCAUCCAAACGCCUGGCCAACAUUCAACACCAAUACAAGAUCACGUUCACUGGGCGAUUGUUCCAAUCCAGAUCCAUCGUCAUAUGUGAUCGACGGACAGCCACAUCAAGGCUCACGUCUAGUACCGCCGUCUCUUUCUGUGGCAGUUCCUCGAAGUAACCAUGGUAGUCAGACCAGCUCACCGAAUCUGCAACGACCCGAGCCUCUAUAUCCUCAAUCUGCAUUCCAACGAUCUAUGCCAAUGUCAAUACUAAGCCCCAACCAAGCUUCCUCUGUCCAAUCUUACCAGGCAGCACCGUCAGAUCAAACCUCAUUAAAUCAGAAUCCACAAGGAAAUCAAACAUAUCAGUACGGUACUUGGGCCCCUGAGUCAUGA
This is a messenger RNA of Penicillium verhagenii, 1023 nucleotides long. Its product is annotated as bZIP transcription factor. Bases 1 to 1023 code for a protein of 340 amino acids. Lineage: Eukaryota; Fungi; Ascomycota; Eurotiomycetes; Eurotiales; Aspergillaceae. Gene Ontology annotation, molecular function: DNA-binding transcription factor activity. Gene Ontology annotation, biological process: regulation of DNA-templated transcription. The record is from RefSeq and is a predicted model, not a curated record. The transcript has a single exon.